Messenger RNA from Bacidia gigantensis, 1410 nucleotides. RefSeq lists its product as uncharacterized. The record is from RefSeq and is a predicted model, not a curated record. Gene Ontology annotation, molecular function: protein-lysine N-methyltransferase activity; protein binding. Gene Ontology annotation, cellular component: nucleus. Bases 1 to 1410 code for a protein of 469 amino acids. Lineage: Eukaryota; Fungi; Ascomycota; Lecanoromycetes; Lecanorales; Ramalinaceae. Gene Ontology annotation, biological process: peptidyl-lysine monomethylation. The transcript is spliced from 4 exons.
AUGUCUUCAGAGGUCAAGUUGGACGAGUUCGCGAGAAAAACCGAUGACUUCCUGCAAUGGAUCAAGCACCGACAGGGCACCAUGAUCAGUCCCAAGAUCAAAAUCGCCGAUCUCAGGGCUGAGGAGCAAGGGCGAGGCGCAGUCGCUAGGGAAGACAUCGACAUGGAUGAGAACCUAUUCACUAUCAACUCAGCCUCAUUUCUUUCUGUUCAGAACUCUGAUCUCUAUCAAAUGCACAAGCUGCAGCUUCAAUCUCUGCCUCCGUGGAUAGCCCUUGUGUUGACCUUGCUGUACGAAGACGGCAAAGGUGAGGCGUCCCAAUGGUGGCCAUAUCUCAACAUACUCCCUACAGAGUUUGACACAUUGAUCUACUGGUCUUCAUCAGAAUUGUCAGAACUGCAGGCAAGCGCCGUAGUACACAAGAUUGACAAAGACGACGCUGAGGAGCAAUUCUUGAACCGACUUCUGCCAUUCGUCAAAGCCAACACAUCCCUUUUCGCAAUGCACGUUAAAACGCUUGAAGACGCGAACGCAAAGUCAUUCUUUCUCGGCAUUUGUCUUAGGAUGGCGACACUCAUCCAUGCUUACGGCUUCGAUCUCAACCCGGAUGAGCCAUCCGAUGAGGAGUUCGAAGAAGAUGACGAUGUCAUUAUAGAGCCAAACGUGGCUAUGAUUCCAUUAGCAGACCUGCUGAAUGCCGAUGCCGAUCAAAAUAAUGCACAUGCGGUCCAGAAUCAUGAUUCAAUAACCAUGAGGGCUAUCAAGCAGAUCAAAGCAGGCGAUCAGAUCUACAAUGACUUUGGCGAACUACCAAGAUCUGACUUACUGAGGCGUUAUGGUUACUUGUCAGACAGGUAUCAGAAAUGGGACGUUGUCGAAGUAACACUUGAUCUGAUCACCAAGGUUUGCAACGAAAUUAAUCCUCUGGAUAGCGUAGAAAGAGAAGUCCGCACAAGCCUCGCAAUGAAGUGGGAUGUUUUGGAAGACGGCUAUGAUCUUAACAGGCCACAGGACAACAAAGACUUCGAAUUUCCACCAGACCUAAUCUUGUUAAUAAAUUUGCUACUUAUGGAUCUGACUAAACUUAGAACAGCAGUCGCAGUGCAAGAUCGGCCACUGGAUGAUCAUGCCCUUCCUCCGUUGACCACGACAUAUCAGGUCCUAGAGGUUAUCGUCGCCGAACGCUUGGCGAGCUACGGCACCACUAUCGCCGAGGACGUCCACCUCCUAGGUGUAUCUCUAUCAAAACGCAAGCGCAUGGCGAUCGAAGUUCGCCGCGGCGAGAAAGAAAUCCUAGCCAUGGCUAUGAGCGUACUGAGUGCUAUUCUCAGCGAGAAUGCUGAGUCUCAAUCGGGACAUGAUGAGUCGAAUGCCAAGAAGAUAAAGCCACUUUAUCCACAUGCUACUUGA